This is a messenger RNA of Thelazia callipaeda (thelaziosis nematode), 939 nucleotides long. Lineage: Eukaryota; Metazoa; Nematoda; Chromadorea; Rhabditida; Thelaziidae. The record is from the annotation of a GenBank genome assembly.
AUGGAUUGUGCAACUGCUUAUGAAGAUCAAUCGACAAGAGAAGCCAUGAUUAGCGAAUUUUCAUAUGUCCAUAGCUGUGAUUUAAACUAUAAUGUACAAUUAAGAAUCGGUUCUUUGGAAGGGAAUGUAUCACUUAUAAAGAAAUCUCAUAUUGUAACUGGCGGCAAUUUCUUCAUAACUGUUUCUGUAUACUGUAAUAAUCGGCAAGUGGGUGUACCUGUAUCAACAUCAUAUAAACCACCACCAAGUCAUGUUCGUACCACGCUUCAUUCUUGGGAUGAAUGGAUUUCUCUACCUAUCAAAAUCAAUGAGCUUAGUCUUGAUACCUUUAUCCAUACAUGUCUUUGGGACGUAUCUGAAACUCUUGAACCUCGAUUCGUUGCUCAUUCGUCCAUUUCUUUAUUCAGCAAGCGUGGCGUAUUUCGAUCUGGUACUAUUCCAUUGAAAAUGGAAAUGGCUACAAAGCCUGAUGAUUACUUAAGACCACUUCCCCCAUCUGUGUUCACUAAACAAACAGGUGCCGAUCGUCUGCAAAAACUCACAAAAGAGUACGGUGAAAGAUUUAUCGAGCAUGUGGACUGGCUUGAUCGACUUACAUUUCCACGCAUCGAACAGAUUAAGAAAGAAGCCAGUGAACUUCAUUAUUUAUGCGAAGUGGAGCAGCGCUGUCUUUAUUUAAUUGUUGAAAUGAUGCAAGUCGUGUGUGGUGACAGAAUAUAUUCCGUGGUUUAUUAUGAGAAUGAAGAAGAAUCAAGAACACGUAACGUUCAUGCUUCGUUCGAUCCAGAAAUCGGUUUAGAAAAUCUGUGUGAAAUAAAACAUCAUAUAAUGACUCGUACUGCACGUGCUGGUGUAAUUGAACGUGAACUGAAGCCAAAUGCUUCUGCUCGUGAUUUCUUAGAAAAAAUUAUACAAAGUUAUAUGUUACUAAAGUGUUAG